This is a messenger RNA of Symbiodinium natans, 438 nucleotides long. The record is from the annotation of a GenBank genome assembly. Lineage: Eukaryota; Dinophyceae; Suessiales; Symbiodiniaceae.
AUGGCGAUCGGAAAGCCGGAGGUGUCGGAGUUCAGCGAGGUGUUCAAGACCCGCCCCUAUGUUGAUGGCGCCAAGACCUUGAUCGGGGGCCAGGUCAAGCCAUGGCCUGGCAUUUUCUCUGAGAUUUUCUCACCCGUCUACUGCUCCGAGACCGGGGAGCGCAUCUGCAUAGGCCGGCAGGCGACCAUGUCCCCCAAAGAGUCGGUGCAGGCGGUGCAGGCGGCCGCGAAGGCCUGGGACUUGGGCCGCGGAGAGUGGCCGAGGAAGACCCUGGAGCAGCGAGUAGCGGCGGUCGAGAAGCUCAUGGACAGGCUGAAGGAGAUCAGGGGCAAGAUCGUAUCGGUCCUGCAGUGGGAGAUCUGCAAGAACGAUGCCGAUGCGGCGAAGGACGGGCAAGACUUAGCUGCACUGCUGCCAGAAGAGCAAAACUUGGAUUGA